AUGAUUGCUCUCUACGCCAUCAAUUUCUACAUUCUGCUCAUGCUUUUGAUACCGUCCACGCCUGCGAACGGAGAGAAAGUGGGCACCGGAAGCAGUUUGUGGUGUGUGGAGGGCGAGAAGAAGGUGUUUACUCCGGUGCAGUGUCCGGCUGAAACGACCGAGUGCUUUAAGUUCACUUGCGAAGGAAUCGAGCGUGAGUUCCUCCGAUUUGCUCACCUUUCCCAUCGUCUCCAUGUUCAGAAGCGUUCGUAGCUCGUGGUUGCGGCCUCUCCGUGCUCAAAUCGGCCGCCGGCCUUCCCAACGAAUCUUGCCAUCAAGCUCAAUCAAUUUGUGAAUACGUGGGGGGUGUCUCCAAUUGUUAUACGUGUAACAACAAGCAUAUGUGCAACUCAUUUCCCAAUUUUUCAGUUCUAUUCAUAG
This is a messenger RNA of Caenorhabditis sp. 36 PRJEB53466, 420 nucleotides long. The record is from the annotation of a GenBank genome assembly. NCBI's taxonomy places the organism in Eukaryota, Metazoa, Nematoda, Chromadorea, Rhabditida, Rhabditidae.